AUGAAUUAUAACUUUGGAGGUCCUUCUAAUAUUCAGUUUCAUAGUUCAUCUUUAUCUUCUUCAAAUUGUGAUGAUGCAAUUAAUGUUGAAGAAAAAGUCUUAUAUAACAUGAUGCAAAAUAAUAUUGAGAUGGUUCAAUAUGUUCUCGACGAACAGAAUAGGGAUACUUCACAUGGCGGCUCCGUUCCAGGUUAUAUAGUGAUCAAUCAUGACCGUGAAGUCGCUGACCGUAAAUUAUUUAACAAUUAUUUUUCUGAUAAUCCACGAUACAAUGAGGAAAUGUUUCGUCGACGAUAUCGAAUGUCGAGAAAUCUAUUCCUUCGUAUAACUGAUGCAGUCAAAGGUCAUGAUCAUUAUUUUCAUCAACGAUGUGAUGGUAUCAGUAGACUUGGAGUAUCAACUCUACAAAAAACAACAGCCGUAUUUCAGAUGUUGGCUUAUGGUUUUGUUUCAGAUGCUACCGAUGAGUAUAUUAAAAUUGGCGAGUUAAUGGCAAUUGAAAGUUUGAAGAGAUUUUGUCGUGCUAUUAAUGAGAUAUUUUUGGAGCGUUAUCUCAGAUCACCUAACGCUAAUGAUAUUUCAAGGCUUCUUUAUAUUGGAGAACGACGUGGCUUUCCAAGAAUUAACCUCGCUCAAGGCAUUGCUCCUCCCACUAAUUAUGUUAUUCAUGGAAAAGAAUAUGAUAUGGGAUAUUAUUUAGCUGAUAGUAUAUAUCCAAAAUGGUCCAAUAUUGUGCAAACUAUCCAUGAUCCGCGUGAUUUAUUUUUCAAAAAACAAGAGGCAUGUAGGAAAGAUGUGGAGCGUGCUUUUGGCGUUUUGCAAUCACGUUUUGCAAUUGUUGCCGGACCUACACGUUUUUGGAAAAAAUAUGUGUUGCAUGAUAUAAUGACUGCAUGCAUUAUCAUGAACAAUAUGAUAAUCGAGGAUGAACUUGAUCUUAGUGCAACGAUAACCAAUGUGACAGAAUUGCCGGAACCAGUGGUUGAAAUGGAAACAAAUGAACAUGUUCGGUUCCAACAGUUUCUUCCUCAACAUAAAAAAAUAAAGAAUAAAGACGCACACAUUGCACUCUGUAAUGAUUUAUUUGAGUAUCUAUGGAGCGAUUUACUAAUUCUGAGAUUUAGUAGAUAA
This is a messenger RNA of Mercurialis annua (annual mercury), 1131 nucleotides long. RefSeq lists its product as uncharacterized. NCBI's taxonomy places the organism in Eukaryota, Viridiplantae, Streptophyta, Magnoliopsida, Malpighiales, Euphorbiaceae. Bases 1 to 1131 code for a protein of 376 amino acids. The record is from RefSeq and is a predicted model, not a curated record. The transcript has 2 exons.